This is a messenger RNA of Agrilus planipennis (emerald ash borer), 2168 nucleotides long. RefSeq names its product myrosinase 1-like. Gene Ontology annotation, biological process: carbohydrate metabolic process. The coding region runs from base 44 to 1540 and encodes 498 amino acids. The record is from RefSeq and is a predicted model, not a curated record. NCBI's taxonomy places the organism in Eukaryota, Metazoa, Arthropoda, Insecta, Coleoptera, Buprestidae. Gene Ontology annotation, molecular function: beta-glucosidase activity. The transcript has 8 exons.
AUAAAUCCCUUGAAAUGUGUGUUACCCUUCAGUGUCAUUCAGAAUGGGAGCUAAUAGCUAUACUAGGAUGCUUUUAAGAAUAAUUAUUCUAAUUGGUUUGAUUGCAUACAAAGAAUGUGCUUCAAACUACACUUUUUCUCCUGAUUUCCUGUUUGGUACUGCAACAUCCGCAUAUCAAGUUGAAGGAGCUUGGAAUGAAUCAGGAAAAGGUGAAAACAUUUGGGAUCACAUGACCCACAACACUCCCGAAUUCAUUUAUGACGAAAGUAAUGGGGAUAUUAUGUGUGACUCCUAUCACAAAUAUGAAGACGAUUUUGCUCUCCUUAAUGACCUAGGAGUAAACUUUUAUAGAUUUUCUGUAUCAUGGAGCAGGAUAUAUCCUAAUGGUCAUCCUUACAAUCCGAAUGCCGCAGGAAUCGCAUACUACAACAAUCUUAUUGAUGGUCUUCUCGCCCAAAAUAUAAUCCCCAUGUUAACCAUGUACCAUUGGGACCUUCCUCAACGUCUUCAAGAAUUGGGUGGUUGGACGAAUCCUUUAAUCGUACAAUUAUUUACGGAAUACGCAAGAACUCUUUUGGAGAAUUAUUCUGAUCGUAUUAAAUAUUGGAUCACAAUUAAUGAACCGUACCAAAUAUGUAAUGAAGCUUAUGGGGAAAAUGGCUACGCUCCAGCCUUAGGCAUGUCAGGUAGAGCUGAUUAUCUAUGCGGUCACAACGUACUAAAAGCUCAUGCUGCAGUUUAUCAUCUUUUUAAUAAUACUUAUAGGACCAGAAAUAAUGCUACAAUGGGCAUCACCUUAAGCUCUUCCUGGUAUGAACCUGGUAGCUCUGAAGAAGAAGAAGCUGCUGAAAGAACCAGACAGUUCAAGUUAGGUGUGUACGCAAAUCCAGUUUUCUCAGAGAAUGGUGAUUAUCCUCAAGUAAUGAAAGACUACGUUGGUAAUCAAAGUGCUAUACAAGGUUUCUCUAGAUCUAGACUUCCCCAGUUCACUUCUGAUGAAAUUGAGUAUAUUAAAGGAACGUCCGAUUUCUUCGGAUUGAAUCAUUACAGUACUAGAUUGGUGAGAAAUUCACCACCAAUUAACAACACAGUUUUAUUUGAAAAUGAUAUGCAAACGGAGCUGUGGAUUGAUCCUAGUUGGCCUAUGGAUGUAGUUCGUAGAGACGCCAUUAUCCCAUGGGGUUUCCGAAAGCUUUUGGCGUAUAUUAAAAACACAUACAACAAUCCCAUUAUUUAUGUUACAGAAAAUGGUUGUGCAGAUAGUGGAGAAUUAGAAGAUUACGUUAGAGUGUCUUAUUAUGGGUCUUAUCUUGAAGCACUUCUGGAAGCUAUCAACGAAGACAAUGUGAAUGUGCAAGGUUAUGCUGCAUGGACUCUAAUGGACAAUUUUGAAUGGAGGUAUGGAUUAAUAUACCGAUACGGAAUUCAUUCUAUCAAUUUUACUGACCCGGAUCUCCGAAGAACACCAAAAUUAUCAGCCACUUUUUACAAAAACGUUAUCGCCAACAGGGCAGUUGGGGACUACCCUUCACUCUCAUAAAGCUAUUUAUUGUUUGAGAAUAUAUGUUUGUGGUUUUUUUAAUAAAACUUAUGCCUAAAAUUACUUAGAACUUAGAAUUUCCACGAUUUAAUAUUUAUCUUCACCAACAACGAAAUUUUAUUCGUUUCAAAUAAUCGACAAACAAUAAUUUUAAAAAAUAUUAUUACAUAUCUCUAACUAAUAACCAAUAAUUUAGUGGACCAAUUUGUAACGUCUGUGAAUACUCCACCACUUUAUAUUUAACACGGGAAGAAGAAGGAUGAUUAUAUACAUAUAAGUAAAUAAUCUAAAAACACAAUAUGCUUAAGCAAUUUAUCAUCAAUCGGUACUGGAAAGCUCAUCAACGGAAACAAUUCAUCAAAUGCACCUCAUCGAAUACCAUUUACCAAAAAUCAGUUUAUAGAGGUAGUAAGUUUUUUCAUCAAAACUAUUUUUUAGUUCACAGUUUAUCCACUUAGCGAAGUGAGAAAACAAUACCAUCAUGAUAUACCUAAGAUUUGCGGUACUACGUAGUAUUAAAAAUUAGCAUUUUAUCUUCAUAAGCUCUCGGAUCAUACAAUAAAUAAUUGUUUCCCCUGUAAUCUAUGUAUUUUGUAUUUGCUGGUUAAAUAAAUAAAUAAAUAUCUGA